AUGGCCGCGGCCGCCGUCGGCGGGGCCGUCGUCCCGCCAAUGCCGCCGCAGCAGGACGAGAAGGCGGCUCAGCAGCCCCUCAUGGCCGUCGUCGCGCCGUUGCUGCCCCAGCCGGAGGGUGCGCAGCCUCCCGGUCUGGGCCCGGAUCCGGUGGAAGAGGGAUACAAAGAGACACCGCAAGACGAAAAUCCCUUGCAGGUUCAGGGUUCAGCAGACGAGGGGGGCAAGGAGACACCGCAAGACGAAAAUCCCUUGCAUGUUCCAGGUCCAGCAGAUGAGGGAGACAAGGGUGCAUCCUCGCAAGACAAAAAUCUCUUGCAGGCUCCUGGUCCAGCUGACGAGGGGGACAAUGUGACCAUGCAAGACGAAAAUCCUUGGGAUGAUAUUCAUGAUCAUCGUGACCGUUCACCCUGCAGAUACCCCAGAAAUUUUUAUGACUUAAUUAAUGGUGGCAGAUUUUGGAGUGGACCAAGAGACCCUAGAUAUUAUGAUGGCCAAAAUCUUGAUGUUGAAGAAUGCUAUGGUGUCAGACGUGGUCGACAAAGACAUCGCAGAGAUUGUGUUAACCCAUUUUAUGGUGGCAGAUGUCAUGGUGAUCAUAUAGAUUGUGUUCAUGCACAUCAUGGUGGAAGAAUUCGUGGUGAUCGUAGAGACAAUGUUGAUGCAUUUCAUGGUGGCAGGAGUGGUGAAGAAGAAGAAGAUCAGGGAGAUUAUGAUGACACAUUUCAUGGUCGCAGAUAUUACAAUGGCCAUAGGGAUCAUAGAGAAGAUGGUUACUUACUUAACCGUGGUGAACAAAGAGACCACAGAGAUUAUGGUCAUGCAUUUCGUGGUCCCAGAUACCCUAUGAAUGGAUUGUAUCAUGAUAACCCACUAGGUUAUCCAUAUGGUCAUCACGAUAGGUUCAGUUUUGGAGGUCCAAGAUUUCUUAGUCAUUACAAUCCGAUGGAUUCUCUGGAUGACAAGCGUGUCUAUGCUCGUACUCCAUGCUGUUUCCGUAAUCGAAUCCGUGAAAAGAAAGACUACCCUGUGGGUGCCUCGCUACUUAAUCCUGAGAAGUGGACAUGUUUCCUUAAUUGCAUUCUCCAGUGUGUGGUUCACACUGUUCCUCUUGUGUCAAAGCUUCUGAAAGAUCGUCACCUAGGUCUAUGUCCUAGCGGUUUGGACGAAUUCUGCUGUUACUGCUCCCUACGUCACCAUGCUUCUGAAGCCAUCAGGCUCUCCGGGAAUAUUCUCUACCCCAAGAAGUUUGUCAAACUCCUGAAGUUAAUAUGUCAAGAUUUCAGUUGGGGCAGACACCAAGAUGCACAUGAACUCCUCCGUUGCUUGCUUGAUAAAUUAGACGAUGCCUCUGUUGCUCCCAUGGGGGUCUCAUCUGAGGAGCCCUCUUCUAUUGUCAAACAAGUUUUUGGAGGCCAAGUGAAAAGCCAGCUGCAUUGUCCAGAGUGCAAUCAUUGCUCAGACAGAUUGGAGUCUUUUCUUGACCUUAGCUUGGAGAUUAACCAGAUGGACACUCUCCUGGAUUCACUAGAAUCUUUUACAAAAACUGAGGUGGUUGAAAGUUUCACUUGUGAUGGAUGCAAAACUCGUGUGAACAUGGAAAAACACUUGAAGGUGGAGCAGGCUCCAGAAGUUCUAGUGAUCCAGCUGAAACGGUUUGAAAAUUUAGGCAGUAAUAUAUCCAAGAUUCAAGAGAUGGUGAAAUAUCAGCUAGAGUUGGAUUUAAAACCCUUCAUGAGCUCUGCUGAUACUAACCCUCAAAAGUAUGAUCUGUAUGGAGUUGUAGAACACUUGGGUGAAUCAUCCAAGGGUCACUAUGUUUGUUACAUCCGUUCGUCAGAAACAGAUUGGUAUCUCUUUAAUGAUGAGAAGGUCAUGCAAUUGAGUGAGGAUAAAGUUUUGGACAGUAAAGCAUAUCUUCUGUUCUAUGUCAAGCAAGGUUCAUCCCCGUGGUUCUCUACCUUACUCGAGGAAAAGAACACUUUGCUGUUGGGUUAUUUGCAAGAAUUGGCAGACAAAGGUUUGAACGAGGAUGGUGUUUCCAUUGACAGUGACAAGGGUAGUUACAGUAGAAGUGGCAGUGGAAGUGACAGUGAUGAACAAGAUCUAUCUGACGCGGAGAUGCUGUACCGCAGAAGCCUGGGUGGAGGCCUGUCUGGAGAAACAAAGAGACCCACCUCCCCUCCCAGAUCAAGCCUGGAAAAUGGAAAUGUCCGUCGGAUGUCUUUGGUAUCGAAGAACAAUGAAAAUGUCAGCCUACAGGGAUCACGCGGCAAGGAAAUGAGCCAUAGCACACAUGGAUUACCAUCUCAUGUUAAUGGUGCAGGCUCCCGGGGAGGGUCAUCACGAGAAAAUGGGGAAAGCUGCAGCUUACUCCAAUCAUCAUCACAUAAACCUGAAGAGGACUGUUGUCCUGAAAACUUGACAUUGCAUAAAGAUGAUGAGAUGCGGGGCUCUUGUGUUUCACCUGCUGGAGAGGUGCGCGCACAUUAUGGGGUCGAGACCAGAGCAAGGAAGCGGAUGAGGCAACAGUCCGCAGCUGGGACGAUGGCGAAGCGGAGGAAGGGUGGUGGCUUAAAGAAAGCUCUACUGAAGAAGAGUGUGGGGGGUGGUGGCUUAAAGAAAGCUCUACUGAAGAAGAGUGUGGGGGGUGGUGGCUUAAAGAAAGCUCUACUGAAGAAGAGCAAUUUGACUGAACAUACUGGUGAUUCCAUCUUGCCAUACGGUUACAACACCAUGGACGUGAAAUUGAGCGGGGAGAUCGGCGGCCACCAACGCCAGUCAGAGAAGGGGAUCGGCGGCUGCCUGCCGCUGCUCUUCCGGGAAGAUCUAUUGCUGAUCAGCGCCGGCGCUAUGAAGAUCAGGGCAGAACCCAGUGGGGAUCGGAGAUACCUGCAUCUUGGCCUAUUGUUGGAUUGGAUCAGCCACCUCCAUCUUGGGAACUUUGCUGCAAUGAAUACAGAAAGGCUAGAGCUUAUUAGGAAGAGGAGAGAGGAAGACGACGAGGAGUUCAUGUUCAUCAGAGCUAAAUGA
This is a messenger RNA of Lolium rigidum, 3033 nucleotides long. RefSeq lists its product as uncharacterized. Gene Ontology annotation, molecular function: cysteine-type endopeptidase activity; cysteine-type deubiquitinase activity. The coding region runs from base 1 to 3033 and encodes 1010 amino acids. NCBI's taxonomy places the organism in Eukaryota, Viridiplantae, Streptophyta, Magnoliopsida, Poales, Poaceae. The record is from RefSeq and is a predicted model, not a curated record. Gene Ontology annotation, cellular component: nucleus; cytosol. Gene Ontology annotation, biological process: protein deubiquitination. The transcript has 16 exons.